Notolabrus celidotus (New Zealand spotty) is the source of this 6027-nucleotide messenger RNA. It is a transcript of the gene umodl1, whose product is annotated as uromodulin-like 1. Gene Ontology annotation, cellular component: extracellular region; cell surface. The coding region runs from base 661 to 4566 and encodes 1301 amino acids. Gene Ontology annotation, molecular function: protein binding; peptidase inhibitor activity; calcium ion binding. The record is from RefSeq and is a predicted model, not a curated record. The transcript has 18 exons. Lineage: Eukaryota; Metazoa; Chordata; Actinopteri; Labriformes; Labridae.
UUCAUCAAAAACUAACACCCGCUUUGUUGCUUCUUCGCAAAAACUCGCAGACCACGUUCACCUAACAACACGGAAUAUCCAGUCGUGUCUUUUUCUCUAGGAGGAAGUUGAGUGAGGCUGUCAGCAUAAGAUCAUCCGUAAAACGUGGCUGGGUUUUCUCAUGACAGAUAACUUCUCCUAAACGGGCGAUGCUUUCAGUUUAGGUAUUAGUCACGAGCUUCUCUUUGUCUUGCGAAAGAACUGACCGUUACUAUUCCACAGCCAACGGUUAGAGAACGUUAACUGAGAGAAAAGUUGAGCGCGUUUCGAUGGACUCCACCGAGAGAAAACACCGUUGGUAGGCUACAGACAGGGAGGCUGGAGGAGUGUGGGGGAGUGAAUUACCCCGCAGCUACCCCCCGGUGAAUGUAGUGUUUGUUUUUGUUUUUAUUUUCCUCUAACACGGUUCAACCCGGACUGACAUGGCGCGGUUCCUGGCUGCAAAACAGGUUGUAGCAGGUCAGGUUUUACAGCAGCACAAUCCCCCUUUCGAGUUACGUCAGUGAGGAAAAGGAAAAGCUUCUCCUCAACAGCACUCUACCAGCUGUAUUUAACCCUCCCUGGUAAUCAUUCUCAACAGAACGAGCCUUUCUGCGUCCGGCUACCAUCUGUGUGUUCACAAUGAGACGAGGAUUGAUGGUCCAUCAGACUGAGUACAGGACGAUGACAGAAGAGGUGACCAGGUGCUGUGAUGGAUACGAACAAGUCGGAAGAUACUGUGCCCUGCCUGUAAACAGGAGCGAAGAGUUUACCACCAAGCCAGGAUCCUGUCCAAAUGCAGAUGGAUCCAGUCCUGGAUCUGAGGCCUGUGAGUGGGACAUAGACUGCACAGGCUGGCAGAGAUGCUGCCACAGAUUGGGCAGUUCUCUCUGCAGUAAUCCUGCAAGUCCAUCUAAUGUCUCUACCACCGGAGGAUGCCGUUUUAAUGCAACAGUGACAGUGAAGACAGAUUACCAGCCACUGAUGUCCAAUAAUGGAGGACAUCUAAAUCACCUUAGAUUGCUGCAGGCAAUGGUCACAGGAGCUCUGCAGGCUGAUGUCUCUGUGUAUUACCUCGACUCAUGGCCUGUUUACCCCUUCAGAACUGCCACCUCUCUGCUGAUCGAAUGCAGCAGUCCUCUUUCACUUCACAAUGUCACAUCAAAGCUGCAUCUGCUGCUCGCGCACAUACAGGAGGUGUCAUCUGUAACCGUGGAAGAUAUAAAUGAGUGUGCACAGCCUGCCCUGUGCCGGUGCUCCCCUAAUGCAAACUGUACCAACACAGAGGGUUCCUACCACUGUACCUGUCUGCAAGGAUACACUGAUGUUGACCCCAGUGACCCUGGAGCCCAUUGUAGAGACGUCAGUGAGUCGACCACAACAGAGCCCCCGCAAACCUACCUUCCACCCAUGAACACAACCUACACCCCGGCCUCCAUCACCACACAGGACCCUCUGGGAAAAGGCAUCACGGGUGUUCUUAUGACUACGGAUCUAAGUAACACGAGCUCUGUUCCUUCAACUACAUCACUUGAUCCACAGUGGACAAGCUCUGCACCUUACACUACCAUGAGAUCAACUGUGGAGUCAACCCAACCGACAACCACGUGUGCUCCUCCCAGCAUCACCAACUUAUGGUCGGCCAAUGUCACUGGAACCUCCUUCUCAGUCUCCUGGUCCAGCCAGUCCCAGACUAACCAGACUUACCAGGUUGUCGUAAUCAGGGGGUCAGAGGUUGUUCAUUUUCAUGGAACAAGUGAUACCAUGAUGGAGGUGCAGGGACUCUAUCCUGGGAUGCUCUACAAUGUCACAGUCACACCAUGUGCCUGUGGAAGCCAAGGGGGAAGCUUUUUUAUAUCCGUCAAGACUGAUGCUCAGACUCUUGAUGCCACAGCACGACUUACCAACAUCCAGUUCACUGCUGAUCUGCACAACACCAACAGCCAGGCCUACAGAUCCCUCACUGAGAGUUUAACAGAGGAGAUCUACCAGUCUCUGUCUGCAGAGAUGAAGGCCAUGGUGGACUCAGGACAGGUGAGAAUCGAGAUCAGAGGCUUCUCCCAGGGGAGUGUGGUGGUCAACUUCAACCUCAUUGUCACCCCAAGUCAGAGCCAGGACAUCAGUAAUGUCUCCACCGCUGUGCUAAACUCCCUGUUGAACAGCACUAAAUACACUGUGGAUAAAAACAACACCAGCAUCACCGAUUUUGAUGAAUGUGCUUCAGGAGAGAAUGACUGUUCCCAGUGGGCAACAUGUAUGAACACCUGGGCCUCCUACACGUGUGUCUGCCUUGAUGGGUUUAUAGACAGGAACAUAGAGAGGACAGGACGAGCAUGUCAAGCAAUCCCCACCAUGAAGGUGACAACAGCACCUCUGAAACCAACAAUAAUCUCUACUGUUAGCACCACCCCUUUCUCUGAAACAACCCCAACCAGAGAUCCUGCUUUGAUCACUGUAACCACCACUCCAGAGACAACCACUGUCAUCAUAUCAACAAGUGAAGCAGUUACAUCAAGCACACCGGCUCAAACCAUUGCUGCAGACACACCAACAGCUCUCCCAGUGGUGAUACCUACGCAACCUAGCACCACCAUUACUGCUGCAACCACCACCACUGUCCCUACAGCCUCGACAACAAUCACUACUCUCCCUGCAACCACAAUUGCUACAACUGAAACCAUCACUUCUGAAUCCAUUACUACCACCUCUGCACCUGCAACAACUACUCCUGCAACAACAACCACUCCAGUGUCUACAACCACCACUCUUUCACCAACAACCAUCACCUCUGCUUUUACAACAACCACUCCAGUGCCUACGACCACUUCUCCAGCACCAACCAGCACCUCUCCCGCACCUGCAGCCACCACUCUUGAAGUAACAACCACCUCCCCUGCAUCAACAACCACCUCUCCUGCACCAACAACCCUUACUGCUGCUGUAACAACCAGCAUUCCUGCACCAACAACCACCAUUCCUGCAUCAACAACCACCUCUCCUGCACCAACAGCUAUUACUUCUGCUGUGACAACCAGCACUCCUGCACUAACAACCACCAUUCCUGCAUCAACAACCACCUCUACUGCACCAACAACCAUUACUUCUGCUGUAACAACCUUCACUCCUGCACCAACAACCACCAUUCCUGCAUCAACAAUCCCUACUUCUGCCCUGAAAACCACCAUACCUGCCCCAACAACUGCAACACGCAAACCAAUAACUACCACUCCAGCAUCUUCAACAACCAGAACCGCCCCUAAACGCAUCACUCUUGCAGCCACAACCAAAAGUGAUGCACAGAAAACCACAACAACUUUAAUAACCACCAGUCCCUCAGUAAAGACAACAACACAGAUCCCUAAAAAACCCACCACUGAUCAAACAAAAACCACUCUUGCCCCUAAAAUUACCAAAACUAGCCCUAAAACCACAAUGCGCACUACUUUCUCUAAAACAACUCCUGCUACUAAGACUGCAGCCCCUACAUCUCACACUACUGCCCCAAGAACCUCCACCAAUACCUCUAUGCUUGGGGCAAUCUCCGUCCAGUGCAGGGUUGCUGCCAUCACUGUGACUGUUGCCAGAGAUUUUCUCCAGAGCACCAACAUCAAGGAGAGCGCUCUUUACUUGGGACUGCCAGAGUGUGGUGUCAAUGGAGGCAAUGCUACCCAUGCAGAGCUGACCGUGGCUUGGAAUGAGUGUGUCACCAGACUUGUGCAUAAUGAAACCUUCUACACGGCAUCUGUGACUCUGUUCAACUCCAUGGAGGCAUACACGUCACCAAGUGGAGAAAUGGAGGUGCCCAAAAUUCGACUGGAGGUUCCCAUAAUGUGUACCUACAUGAAGAGCAUGCUUAUCUCUGCUGAUUUUGGCUCCAUGGGGUAUGAUAUGAUCAAAGAUGUCAUCACGGGCUUGGGAUCGUUCCAGGUGACAGUGCAGCUGAUGAACGGCACAUUGCCUCUACCCCACAACUACAGCAUGUCGUCUGAGGAGGAAUUGGUGGUGGAGGUCAGCCUCAACACCUCUUCUGAGCAGAUUAAAGUAGUCAUCAAUAAAUGCUGGGCCACUCCCAGCCCAUACCCUGGAGACACCUACAGCCACACCUUCUUGGAGAACAGCUGUUCCCUGAACUCUUACACUAAAGUGUUAGCCAAUGGGAACUCCAGCACAUCACGUCUGUCCGUUAAGAUUUUCUCCUUUGUCAACCUGAACGUGAUCUAUCUGCACUGCCAGGUCCAGAUCUGUGUGCAGAUAGGAUCUGACACCUGUGUGCCUGACUGUCUACAAAGAACAGCUCGGUCGUUUAACAUAAUAGGAGGAGCUGUGGGCUCCUCUGGGCCUGUGCUGAGAUCUGAUGAGGAUUCCUUAGAGGAUGAGCUCAACACUCUUCACAUAGCCGGACUCGCUUGUCUUGGAAUCGGCAUCUCGCUGUUCUUCAUCAUCGGGUUCGUCUGCCUCUUUUACUAUCAGAGGAACAGAAUCGGACAUUACAACUUCAGCGUCAAACCCAAACAGGAGAACUUCACCUACCUGGUCUUUAACACCUAAAGGUGCUGCAGUCACAGGGUGGGAGAAGGUUCCUGUUUGGAUGGAAGCAGAUUAAUUCGGUUGGCUGGUACUGUCCACUGCCACUAGGUGGUGCUGUUGCACCAUUUGCAUUUUAGAUUUUAAACAUUGCAUUUCUUUGCACAUUAAAGAGUUAAUGUGGUACAGAUUAUAUUUAUAUUUCACCCUCUCUCCACAUUUAUUUGUGAUAUUAAAACGAUAGAACACUUGUACACUGAAAUAUCAAAUGAUAUUUAUUUAUUUCCUAAAUAUUAAGAUUAAAUUAAAUAUGUAUGACAUGAUAGGCAUUUUAAAAAUCUAAUGUUUUAUUUUUUCUAUUUACUGCCACCAUCCUUGAAGACCAUACCUGUAGUGCAUUAUUGGGGCAUUUAUAAUGUGUUAAUGCAUCCAUAGAGCUUAAUGACCACACUCAUAAACACACACUGCUGUCUGGUGAACUCUAUUAACAUUUAUAAAACAUAAUAGAUGUGACUGGUACAGUUUUCUUACAGAUGCUCUGUACUGUUUUUUAACUUGAGGUUUCCUCAUGAAUCAGUAAGGCUCAUUUCUACCACCAUCAACUGUAGAAAGAACUUAUAUGUGUGCAGUGUAAUGCAUGAGAACUAUAAGGUGUGAGUAAAGUGAAGUACAUGUUGAUGCAUUUAUAAUUUUAUCAUCAUGUUUCAUAAUUAGUAGUAAGUAUAGUUUAAUGAAUUUCCAUGGGUUUAAAUAAUCUGUGAUGCCUUAUUAGUGAUGACCAGGCAGUGCAAUUUAUUCACUUUAAGCAGAGAAGUGUAAACUAUAACACUGUAAUUAAUCAUUCAAAGUCAAAGACAAAAUGCAGUUUGUUUAAAUGUAUUUCCACUGGGUUAAAACUUCAAAGCUGUGUGUCAGCAAACCAGAAAAAACCCCAAAACAACACCCCUUAACCACACAUGCAAACGUAAAGGGAAAAUGCGUCAAGACUUUACUCACCACUAACAAUGACACUGUGCACUAUAGAUGUGGUCUUCAAAGAAAGCCUUACUUUUGAAGCUGAGACGAAAAUAAACUUGAGAGAACUACUAGAACUAGAAGCACAUGAAAUACGAACACUGGAAAGAAAAUGUACCAAACUGACCUCAAAUUACAGAAGAUACCCGACAUACUCACCGACUUAGAAGAAUGUUUCUCUACAUGUUUAACAUAAGACUGUGUUAUGAAAUGAGUUUGCACUGAGUUUGCUUGUUUUGCAUAUCUCUGCAUAAGUGGUGAUGUCUAAAUGGUCAAAUAUGGUCGUAAAGUAAAAAUCUGCAGUACUGUUCAAGCACAGUUAUCACUUUAAUUUAUUUUGGCUGCUAUUUUUCUAAAAAUGUAUCUUUUUGUAUUUGUUGCAUGUGAAACUUUCCCGUUGUUCUUACUUGUAAAGACUCUUUUGUGAUGUAAGUUUUGUGAAAAUAAACAUGUUGUGUAUGAGUUCAGACA